UAAGUCUUGCAUUCAUAUUAGAAAUGCAAAGAAACCUCGAUUUUUGAAACUUGCAAGUGAUCUUUUUGGCAACUAAGGUGGUGCAAUGGUAGAUAUUAUUUUCAAACAACCCUAGCAACAACACCAGUGAAAAAGAGGGCUGAUCUGUUGGAAGCCUUUAGCCCACCUAAUCUUCAAUCUGUGCCACCAAUGAGGUUGCUCUUGCUGGCAUAAAGUCCUAAGAUAGCCAUGAUCACAAGGGAAACAGCAAAAAGAGCAGAGAUAAAACGUAUAGCCAAGAAGAGUGUUCAAACAACACCUACUGCAUCUGUGGCUAAGAGAACUAGAAGCAAAGGUAAGACUAUAAUUAAUGAAGCUCUUGAGAAGAGCAAAAAGAAGGGAAAGAUAAGGUCUGUGUUCACACUUGAUGAAUCAGAUAUUGCGACAAUCGAAACAACUGAUGGUGAAAAGGAGGAAGCAGAGAAGGAGGUCAAAGAAAAAUCUCCUGUGGGAAGUGAGAAAAAGAAGGCUUCCCUUGCUGAGAAAUUUGACAAAAGGAAGAGGUCCUCAAAAGGGACAAAAGAAACAGGUCCUUCUGCUGAGGGACCUAGUUUCAAGAGAGUAAAGAGAAGAGCAAUCAAGGUGCAAAAGGUGGAGAAAGUCCUGAAGGGAAGGGUGAUUGACCCUACAUUAGCAGAAGAGCCGGGGCUAAAAGAGCUCAAGGAAAAAGUGGACUAUCAAGGCUGGUCCCAUUUGCUCCUUGACUCUCACCCAGUGGUUCAUGAGGAUGAAGUUUGUCAAUUCUACAGGAGGUUUAAUUUGGUUAAGGGAGACACCGUUGAGACCACAGUAAAGGGAGUGAAAAUCUCAUUUACUGACAAGGACUUGGGAGACAUAUUAGGAGUACCAAAUGUUGGGUAUGGUGAAUAUGUCAAGAGGGAAUGGAUUGAAUAUGGACCUGAGAAAAGCAGGGUCUACCUGACUGCCAAGUUUAGCCAAGGAAGAGAUGCUGGUGAACCCAGGAAAGUGUUCAAAGGAGAAAUGAUUCCUGCUCAUAAUCUCUUGUUUGAACUGGUAAACAAGUGCAUCCUGCCCAGAUGUGAAAGAAGGAAUGAAGCAAAUUGCUUGGACAUGAUAGUCAUGGAUGCAAUUGAUCGGGGGAUGCUGGUGAAUCUGCCUUCUCUAAUGGUGAAGCAUAUGACUAGGGCAGCAGAAGGAUCACAUGCUUUGCCCUAUGGGUUCUGGCUAACCAGGGUAUUCACCCACUUUGAAGUUCCCCUGAAUGUUGGGAAAAGAGGAGGAAAGAAGGACAUGAUCAGUAGGUCUACACUUGCAGAAUGUGACCUCCUUCCCAAGGCACUUGGUUCUAAGAGUAAUAGCUUGAUCACACAGUUGAUCAAUGAUCUUGAAGAGGCAAAGCGUGAAAAGGCAAAGGUAGAGGCUGAAAAUAUAGUGUUGAAAGCAGAGGUUGAAAAACUGAAAUUUUGGCAGAUCACGAAAGGCUGCAGCUGCAAUAAUUGAUAAAAUCCUAGCCAACAUUCCUCUCCUACCUUCUCCAACAAAGAACCCGGUCCUGAGUUCCUACCUUCCUUAUGUGUGGCCGAGUCCUGUUCUUUCUAAGACCUCGUUUGAGAUGUUUUUCUAGUUUCUUGUCUGGUUUAUAGUAAGUGGCAGUACUAAGCAAAUUAAUGUUAUUGUUUGUUAGUUGGAUUCAUUCAUAAAAUUUCCUUUGGCUUCAUAGGAUGUCUUUUCCUGACUAAUAUCAUUGGAUUUUGUUUACACUUACGUUGCGAUCAUAUACCUAGUGGCCAUGUGGUAUAAGUUUGAUAUUCCUCACUUGAUUAAACACUUUUGCUUUUCGAUGAUGCCAAAAAGAGGAAGAUAACAUGAUAACUGACUGAGUGGUUUGGAUAACAUGUCCAAAAGAGGACCUGGUUCUUGGACUGCUCAUACUAGAGAUUUCUGAUGAAAGAACCAGGUCCCUGCUGCAAGUUUGGUUUUAUGUAUUCUGUUAGGUUGAAGUUCUCAUUCUGCUUAAUGAAAGUUGAAUUUUUUAA
This is a messenger RNA of Solanum dulcamara, 2036 nucleotides long. RefSeq lists its product as uncharacterized. The record is from RefSeq and is a predicted model, not a curated record. The coding region runs from base 229 to 1500 and encodes 423 amino acids. The transcript has 2 exons. NCBI's taxonomy places the organism in Eukaryota, Viridiplantae, Streptophyta, Magnoliopsida, Solanales, Solanaceae.